This is a messenger RNA of Haliotis rufescens (red abalone), 1086 nucleotides long. RefSeq lists its product as uncharacterized. NCBI's taxonomy places the organism in Eukaryota, Metazoa, Mollusca, Gastropoda, Lepetellida, Haliotidae. Bases 61 to 516 code for a protein of 151 amino acids. The transcript has 5 exons. Gene Ontology annotation, molecular function: serine-type endopeptidase inhibitor activity. The record is from RefSeq and is a predicted model, not a curated record.
AGAAGCCGGCCUAUACGUACAAACUACUUGACGUUGGGCUCCCCAUUCUGCCUCACCGCGAUGGAGAUUUUAACACGUGGAUUUGUGUUGGCGAUGCUGUGUGUCUUAUCUUCAGCACCGGUCCUUUCCAUCAUGCAUGGCAUUUGCCCAAUGUUCAUGUGUUUCAAGAGUUGCCCCAUGGGCUACAAGAGGGACAUGAUGGGAUGCAAGAUGUGCGACUGCAUGCAUUUCUUCGGGAACUCAGGCUUCGGGAACUCGGGUUUCGGGAACUCGGGCUUUGGGAUUGGAAUGGGAAACAUGAACUUCGGUUUCUCCUCGUCUUUCUCAUCCUUUCAAUUGGGUUCGUCCGGAUUCUUGAGUGUCUCAUGUCCUUUUGGAAUUCCGAAAGUGUUCUGUCCCAUCUCACCUUGCCUGAACGUCAAGUGCCACAUGUACCCUAUGGCCACCUGCGUGGAGAGCUACUGUGGUGGGUGUCAUGCUGCCUUUUACCUGCACAAGAAGAAAAUAUUCUGUUGAUGGACCUGGAUCUCUGUCGCAGUACACCCGACUUGUACAGUACAAUCCCAUUAAUCCAGACGUUGCUCUUCUUUCAACGGAACAUGAUACGGAGGAUUUCUCUUUCGUCUCGAUGUAAACUGAGUGGCAACAGAAAGUUUACCGAGCUUGCUCUUUUAUGUACUUGCAACUUAAAGGCACUGUUGUUAAAUUUGAUUAUGUCCUUUCAACCAUCACUCCUUCCUGCAACAGUUUGUAAACAAUAAUCUGUGGAUGGUUAAUUUUGUGCAAAUAUUAAUGAGUUAGUUGAAGACUGGGGUACAAACUGAGUUUUCAACCACAUGACCAGUACUAUGUUUGAAAUGUUGUUAAUGUGCCCAAAAAGGUAAAUGUAUUGAUUUCAAAGAUAAGCUGUCUAAGAUACAAAUCAAAGGUAGUGUAUUAUGCGAUUUGUUCAAAAAGUUUUAAAUCAAAUUAUAUUUUUUAAUAGUAUCAUAAGUAUUCUUUGAUUGCUAACUAAGCGCCAGUACAGUUAACAAUUUGCAUUUGAACAGGCCUUCAGCAACCCAUGCUUGCCGUAAAAGGCGACUA